AUGGUCUAUAAUUACAUAGAACCCCUAAUUCAAGGCAAUUGCUUAACACUUGACUUACCUGAGAGUGAGUGCGAGUGUGUAUUGUGUGGGUUCGCGUACAAAAUGUCAACGCAAUCUUCACCACAACCACAUCCACCGCAACAACAGUCGGACACCAGUCUCUCUGAGAGGCGAUUAAGUGCACUAAAAGUUGUGAAAUAUUUAUUCAUCUCUUCGCUAAUAAUAUUGAUCAUCGGUUCGGUUGUAUUGUUUGGUUUAUCCAUCGACUCUAUAGUGAACAUCAGCGCCAAUAUCGACACAAUUGAACGCUUCGGUGUGACUGAACUGGCGGUCAAACGGACCGAAAGACUACAACAACAAAGUAUAUAUUGCUUUUUGUUUUGUUUUGUGGAGCUAUUAAUGCAUAUAUUAUUU
Messenger RNA from Medioppia subpectinata, 414 nucleotides. The record is from the annotation of a GenBank genome assembly. NCBI's taxonomy places the organism in Eukaryota, Metazoa, Arthropoda, Arachnida, Sarcoptiformes, Oppiidae.